Messenger RNA from Engraulis encrasicolus (European anchovy), 11546 nucleotides. It is a transcript of the gene ly75, whose product is annotated as lymphocyte antigen 75. The transcript has 35 exons. The coding region runs from base 508 to 5727 and encodes 1739 amino acids. Gene Ontology annotation, cellular component: external side of plasma membrane. NCBI's taxonomy places the organism in Eukaryota, Metazoa, Chordata, Actinopteri, Clupeiformes, Engraulidae. Gene Ontology annotation, molecular function: signaling receptor activity. The record is from RefSeq and is a predicted model, not a curated record.
GAUUCAGCAUAACUGCGCCUGUGGAAUUGAUAACGUGAACACCAGGCCGGGUUGAGUUUCAGGCAGAUCUGCCCAUGAUUACGAGAGCUCAAAUGGUUCAUCCAGAGCACAUCGUCCACUUUCAAUGGUCAAAGUAGCCAUAGGCACAAGCCCAUCGAUGAUGGACGAGGCUGUCCAUUAGUGCCCUGCGUAUAUUGGCGUAUUGAGAUGUGCAGCCCACAACUCGCCCAAGUGUAGAUGUUUUGAGUUGCGCUUUGAACUGGUUAGAUGUCCAUCUAUUUCUACGACUUUUUUGGGCGUGAACUCUGCCUCUGGCGUCUGACAGCUGACGAAUCGUGAACACGCAUUAACAAGAGAGGGGCAAAACGAAAGCGGACGCUUUCCCCAAGUCGCGACAACUUCCACAACAACGCUGUCCCGAGUUCCAGAUGACAGGUCGUCGAAGCACCACACCACAUCUUUAAUGACUGGAUUAAAUGCAUAGCUGGACUGUGAAAACAACUUCUCAUGGCGUCCAUUAUGACUGGGAAUAUACACGCAAAACUAUCCACGGUGCUGUUGGUAACUAUUCUCUGUGGAUCUAGCUCUAUUGGAUAUUGUGGGCCAAAUGGCAAUUCAGAUGAUGGCGCCUUCUCCAUCCAGCACGUGAACUCCAGCCAGUGUCUGGUAGUGACCGGCCAGUCACAGCUCACCCUGGCCAACUGCACCACCACCAGCACCACCGCCGCUACACCACCGGACCCCAACACGCUGUGGAAGUGGGGGCACGGCCACCGGCUCUUCCACCUGGGCUCGUCGCGCUGCCUGGGCCUGGAGGUCCACAGCAAGGCCCUGGGGCUGUUUGAGUGCGACGCCGCGGGCACCAUGUUGGGCUGGCACUGCGUGGGUCAGACGCUGUACACGGAUUACGAGAUGGGGCUGACCAGGGGGUCCGCCGCGGGGGACACGGUGCUGGCCAAGAGGAAGCCCACGGACGCCUGGAGACGGGCGGGCACCACGGAGGACAGCAUAUGCCACCAGGAGUAUAACACCAUCCACACCACACAGGGCAAUGCCAUGGGUGCGCCGUGUGUCUUCCCCUUCCAGUACAAUGGCACCUGGCACCACAGCUGUCUGCCGGGUCAGCCCGACCUGGAGGCCCUCCCCCAGGGGCUCAGCUGGUGCUCCUCCACCAUCAACUACAGCCAGCAGGGCAAGUGGGGCUUCUGCCUCCUCCAGGUGGAAGGAUGCCAUACUCUAUGGGAGGCGCGUGGUGAUCAGUGUUACCAGUAUGUCUCCACGGCGACCGUGUCAUGGCACCAGGCGAGGGACUCCUGCCGCAGCCAGGGGGGCGACCUGCUCAGCAUCACCAGCGCAGAAGAACUCAAGGACUUGGGGUCUAUGAACCUUCCUGACAAACUGUGGAUCGGACUGAACCAAAUGGACUGGGCUGAGGGGUGGCAGUGGUCUGACGGCUCUGCACUGAGUGUGGUGAGCUGGAGAUCAGACAUGCCUGUGCUGAUUGGCCUGGGAUCGCUGGACUGUGGUGUGCUGACCAAUAGGACUCUGUAUGAGAACGCCAUGUGUGAGAGAAAGCUACCCUACGUCUGCAAGAAGCCCAACAGCAAGGAUACCAAACCUACAGACCGGAUGGUGUACACGUCCACUCUGUGCGAAGACGACUGGUUCCCCUGGAACGGCCGCUGCAUGAAGCACUUUAAGGAGCUCAAGUCCCAGCCCGACGCCCGCGCCUCCUGCCAGGCCUCCAACGCCAGCCUGCUCAGCAUACACAGCCUGGGGGACAUGUACAUGUUCAACACCAUGCUCCCAGACCUGAUAGUGGAUAUAUGGACGGGCCUGACGGGCACGGGCAUUCCGCUGGUCUUCCAAUGGGACGACGGCUCUGAGGUGACAUACACACACUGGGCCAAGGACAACCCACGCAUCGAACCCACCACCCGACUGCCAACCUGCGUACGCUUUACUGGAGAGGAUCACCAGUGGAUGGUGUCCUCGUGCGAUGUCCACAUGUCCUACGUGUGUGCCAAGCCAGGAGUGGUCAACGAGAGCCUGCACGACGAGGGAUGCCCAGAGGGCUGGAGGAGGCAUGGCAACAACUGCUACAAGGUGGACCCCACCCCCGUCUCCAUCAAAAACAGCUGCAACCUCACCAUCACAGACAGGUUUGAGCAGUUGUUCAUCAACCGUCUGCUGAGGGAGCUGCUGGGUAACAAGACGCAGUACUUCUGGACGGGCCUGCAGGACAUCAAGGGCAACGGAGAGUACACAUGGACCAAUGGGGACCACCUCACAUUCACCAACUGGGGAUGGAGGCAACCAGUCAUGAGCGGUGGGGCGUGUGUGGUGAUGUCCACCAGUAGGCCUCUGGGUGAGUGGCAGACCAGGAACUGCAGCCUGUUUGAGGCGGGCACCAUCUGCAAGACCAACCUGACGGCCAUCUCCACCGUGGCCACACACAUCAACCUCACCGCACCCUGCCCUGACGGAUGGUACUCCAAACCAGGCAUCGCACACUGCUAUAAGGUGUUUCAUGAGGAGCGUUUAAGCCGUAAGCGGUCGUGGAGUGAGGCGGAGGGAUUCUGCCGAUCGCUGGGGGCUCACUUGCCCAGCUUCUCACACGUAGACGAGAUGGGAGCGCUACACGAGCUCAUCAGACAGACCACCAGUGACGACCGCUUCUUCUGGGUCGGGCUGAACCGCAGAAACCCAAACAGCAAAGACGCCUGGGAGUGGAGCGAUGGACGACCCGUGUCUCUUGCUGUCUUGCACGAGGAGUACAAUGAAGAGGACAAAUACAAUCGGGACUGCGCAGCCUUCAAGUCUCUGCGUGGGAGCAUCAACUUGUUGUUCUACUUCCUGCUUCAUGAUCUGCCACCACGGCCCUACUACACCAUGCCCUUCCACUGCGAUGGAGCACUCGAAUGGGCCUGCCAGAUACCAAGAGGUAAAGAACCCCUCACACCAAGGUGGUAUAACCCAGGAGGUCACCAUGAGACGUCGGUGUUUGUGGACGGUCAGGAGUUCUGGUUCGUGCAGCUCCCGCGUCUCUCCUACCCCGAGGCUGAGGCCUACUGCACCAGCAACAGCAGCCGCCUGGCCGCACCACGCAGCGCCAUAGCAGCACGUGCCGUCCAGGACAAGAUCACCAAGCUGACUGGAAAAUACCUGAACUACUGGGCUGACCUGAAAGAGCCAGGACCCUACAUGCCAAUGCCGUUCACCCAGAUGCACUACUACCACUCAGCCUUCCUCGGACGCUGCCCCUCCCUCAGCCCAGAGUCCUUCAUCCCAGACUAUAAGCAGUUCUGCUCUGCUGAGCUGCCGUUUGUGUGUGAGGUGCUGAACGUGACGUCAGCGGAGAGAGAGCCCAUUGGCCCACACCCUGCAGGGCUGCCCUGUGACGGAGGCGCCAUCGCCUUCAGAGACAAGUGUUACACGGUGAUCCCGCCUCAGGAGGUGACGUUUAGGAAGGCCAGCGAGCUCUGCAGCGUCCACCGAGGACAGCUGCUCACCAUCACGGACCAGGUGGAGCAAGACUUCAUCAUAAGUCUCCUUCCCUCGCUGCCUCCGAGGACGUGGAUCGGUCUGAAGUUGAAGUACCAGGAGAUGGUGUGGCUGGACAACACGCCGGUCACCUUCCUCAACUUCCACCCACUCGUACACGGCCAGUACAGACGCCUGCAUGUCAACACGUACUCCCCUGAAGGCUUGGAGCUGUGCUCGUACAUGUUCAGCGACCCCAACUCCCACAUCAUGGGCACCUGGGACUACACCUCCUGCACUGACUUCCAGAACAUCUCCAUCUGCCAGCACUUCGCAGACAAGCCUGAGAAAGCCAGUGUCUCGGAGAAAGCCUUCACGGUGCAGGAGCACACCUACCAGCUGGUGCUGAAGAACAUGUCGUGGUUCGAGGCCCAGGAGCACUGCAGGAGCCAGGAGAUGGAGCUGGCCAGCGUGGCGGACGCCUUCCAGCAGGCCGUGCUCACCGUCAACGUCAGCCGCCUGGGACAGCCCGUCUGGAUCGGACUCUACAGCGAGGACGAUGAGGGGGAGCAUUACAUCUGGUCUGACCACAGCCACACUGUGUUCAGCCGCUGGGCAAAGGAAGGCUCGGCCGGACGCUGCGUCUACCUGGACACAGACGGCUUCUGGAAGGCCACCGAGUGCGAGAGGAGCCUGGGAGCGGCCAUAUGCCACAUCCCACACGAGGACAAGUCUCCGGAGCCCUCUGGGAAAUGUCCCCAUAAAAGUGGAGGCCCCAACUGGUUCCCCUAUGAGAACAACUGCUACACCUUCCAGCUGCUCCACUCCAGGUGGGACCACCACGAGAAGGGAGAUAUCCAGAAGAUAUGCCAGCAGUUUGACGAGAACGCAUCGCUGGUGACCGUGAGGAAUGCGGAGGAGAAUGAGUUCCUGAGGCAGCAUCUUCUGCCCCUGAAGGACCUGGCCCAUUUCAUCUGGCUGGGCAUGUACCAGGACAACACCACCAAGCAGCUGAUGUGGUAUGACGAGUCCUAUGUGCAGUUCUCCAACUGGAAGAACGGCCGGCCGGAGGUGGACGGGGAGUUCCUGGCCGGCCUGGGUCAUGCAGACGGACGCUGGGACCUCUACGCCAACAAGGCCUACUUCCAGCCCUUCAAGCAGAACAGUGUGGUUGCCUGCAAGAUCGAGCGCACCCCUAAGAUGGAGUUCAUGGUGUCUCCGUGGGAGGCCCGCGCCUACGCCAACCUCAGCUACCAAGUGGUGGGACGCAAGCUCAGCUGGUUCCAGGCCCAGGAGGAGUGCGCUCGCGGCGGCGGCCAUCUUGCCAGCGUGUCUGACGCAGCGCAGAGCAGCGAGCUGCUGGCCAUGGCCAGGAGAGAUGGCUUCCCCCUCUGGAUCGGCCUCUCCAACCAGGAGGGUAACGGCUCGGUGUACGAGUGGUCAGACGGCUCCAAGUUUGACUUCAGCCCGCUGGGCUUCCACAAGGGCUCGGUGAUUGGCAACUGCGUCUUCCUGGACACCUCUGGCAUGUGGGUCAGCACCAACUGCCAGGACAUGAUGGAGGGGGCGCUGUGUUACUACAAUGGCAGCACGGAGAAGACGAGUCCUCAGAAAGCCCAGGAGUCUAGCCGCUGCCCGAAGACAGACGGCACGUCCCAAUGGGUAGAGCAUGGAGACCACUGCUACGCCUUUGACAUGACCUUCUACAACUACAGCGUCUAUACUCUCGACACCGCAGAGACAGUGUGCCAAGAGCUGCAUUCAUCGUCUUACUUGCUCACCAUCAAAAGCGAUGCAGAGAAUGACUUUGUGACCAAUUACAUCACCAACAACUUCCAAAUCACUAGUCGGGUGUGGCUGGGCAUCAAAAGGAAAACCGAGGAAUUGAUGUGGGUGGAUGACAGCAAGCUGGACUACAACAAGUGGAAGUCCAAGUCCGGCCCGGUGGUGGUGAGGAUAUACCCCUCCCCAGACGUCUGCGCGGUCAUGCUGACCAACGAGGGGGGCGUCUGGAGGCAGACCAACUGCAGGGACAGCCGCGGCCGCAUCGUCUGCAAGGCCCCCAUGAAGUCGCGCGGCCUCUCCUCUGGAGCCAUCUUCUGCCUCGUCGUCAUCCCGGCCCUGCUGGGCGUGGCCCUGUACUUCGUCUACAAGAAGACGCGCCACCACUUCUCCUCCACCGUCCGAUACGAGCGCAACUUCGAGGAGAUGGACAGCACCAGCAUCAUCCAUGACACAGAGUAGUGGAGCUGCACUACGAAGAACUCAGAGCAGAAGAGAAGAGAAGAGAAGAGGUGCGAGGGUUGCCAGAUUGAGUGGUUUCCUGCCGUAUUGGGCGGUUUAGGAUGGCCAUCUUGAGGUAAAAAAAGGUAUUGAGUCAGGUUAUUCUGUUGGAUUUGGCCAUAUAAAUCAGUUGGAUUUAGGUCAAAUUGGGCAGGAUAUGGUGCCUCCCAGCAUUUUUUGUGAGCAUUAAUUUGGCUGGAAAUCAUGAGUCACAUUUGGCAACCGAGAAGAGAAGAGCAGAGAAGAGAGACUAAAAUGACUUUGUGCCUUUCUGUAUAUGAAUGAACAUCCUUCCAAAAUCCACUUCAUUUUCAACUAUAACACGCCCCCUGCAAAAAUAAGGAUUAUUUAUUUUCAUAAUCAUCAUCAAAUAAGAAUUGGAUUUCCUGUGUUGUGUUGUAUGUGGUUGUAAAUAUUGUCUCAAGUGAAGGAUGAGGUUUCAGGUACUUCAGAUUCAGGAGCAAAAAGAUUUUGCUGCAUUUUAUUUGAUUUAAAAAAAAAAUGUUCUAAUGUGACUGCGUAUGCUUAUAGCCUUUUGAUUUGUCAUGUCUUGUAUAGAUUUUAGAUGAUGCCCACAUUUGCAAAAGCUCACAUAUGGAGGCAAGAAUAAGGGACCACUCUCGUUGCUUACCAAUGCCUCUUUUCCACUGCCGGUUUUCUGGUAGGCCUACAGCUCGACACACCACGACUCGGCUGCCACUUUUUGCUUUACGAGAAGCAAAAACUGACGCCGUGAGUCAUGCUAUGUCCAGCUGUAGGUCUACCGGAAAAAUGGUAGUGGAAAAGAGGCACAAGUUACUUAACCACUUUCUUAAUAAGCCUGUAAACAAUUUCCCCUCCAGAAUCUUUUUCCCUAGUAGUGGUUCAAAUAAUCUAGUCAUCCUGUCCAUCUAAAUUGUUAUUUGAUCUUGUAAAGUGAGGUUAAUUAGCCUGACUGUCACAAAUACAAAGCUCGGCAAGUGUUUGAUCUGGCAAAGUGGCCUUGUAAACCAGAGUUCACAGAGGAUGGUCUUACAUCUACAGUACAACCUGCGUCUAGUGGAGCCAGUCUCAAACAAGCUCCAUCGAGCCGUUGGAAAUGCGCAAAUUUGAUUGGCCAUCUUGUGAGGGCAAAACCCAUUUCUCAAUUAUCCUUUUUAACGUGCAGAGUAGCAUCUGGUGGCGUAGACAUAAAAACUUACAUUCCACUGUGUUCUGGAAUUUUAAAGCAAAAUGUUCCACGCAAAAAUAUCAAAAUACCAAAUUUUCAUAUACCUCCCAAAAUAUAUCUAAAAAAUAAUAAGCAUACAAGGUUCCUCUUUGAUUUAUUUUAUUUUGUUUGCAUUUAUUUGAUAUUGCCUUGAUUUUUUUUUUAAUAUAGGUAUAUAAAGACCAAAUGAUAGGUUGUUGCUGAUGUUUAACAAAAAAAGUGAAUGGUGAAACUGGGCUACUGCCAUUGUCUUUCGUCUUGUGUAAACACUGGUGGAUGUCAUUGCCAUGGAAGAAUACUAUUCCUGGGAGAAGGGGAUUCCUGUAAGCAGCUCUUCCAGUACUUGUCUCGUGUGCAAAAAUAGCGCCUCUCAUUUUUGCAAAUUUUUGAACAACAUUUGAUCAUUUUUUAAGUCAUUUAUUUGGGUAUUUCCCAUGUCUGCCAGUAACUUAGGUUAGCUUCAACAAUUACCCCAGAAAAGUGAGUGAAAAGUGAAAGCCCAUUUGGAAAGUCCAACUCCCGUUGUCAUUGUGACACAACACUCCACAGCACACAAGUGAACACUGCACACUGCACAGAACGAAAUUACAUUUAUGCCUUGAGGGGCAGCCCUCAAUGGUGCAGCUAGGGAGCAGUGUGGCGGGACGGUACCAUGCUCAGGGUACCUCAGUCAUGGAGGAGGAUGGGGGAGAGCACUGGUUAAUUACUCCCCCCACCAACCUGGCGGGUCAGGAGUCGAACCGGCAACCUUGGGCUACAAGUCUGACACCCUAAUCGCUUACCCAUGACUGCCUUAGUGCUACUUUUUGAGCAGGGAAUUGUUUCACCGGAAGUGAUUAAAAAGUGUUGCUACAGCCUGUGUGUACGUACACAUCAAAAACAAACAAACUAAAGACGUAGAACUCUCUGUAGAUGGUUUGCUGUUAAAAAAAAAAACAGGUGACGAAUUCACUCUUUUUGCGUAAUUCAUUGACUCCAUAGAGAACUUAACACUUUUUGUUGAAGUCAAACUAGUUGCUUUUGGUGUGUACGUACAUUUAUUCAUUAAGCAUUGAAAAAUUAAGCUUUCCAAAAUUUGUAGUAUUUUUUAACAUACUAUGUUGACUCAGAACAAGUUGUAAAGCUUUCAAUAGAAUCACACUCAGUGCUUUGAUUAAUACAGUGACUCACAUGUUGAGAAGAUAAAUCUCAUGUUAACAUGUUAAGAUUCGGCUAUUAGAAGAUUUAAAUCUUAUUUUGAGUCAACUUGUCUUUAGUUAGAUCAGUUGGUCAUUUCACCAAGUGCAUGUGAUUAGGGCCUGCUUAUGAAGAGUGCUUCCACAUGAUUCAUUGCCAUUGGAGUGUGUGGAUGUGUUUGUGAAUGCGUGACAUUGAGUGUCUUGCCUUCCCUCCUAUGUAUAUAUUUUAAAUUGUCUUUUUUUGGAGUGUUAUCUGGGUUGGCUUUAUACAGUAAUUGGUGUAGAAAAAAAGCACACAAUUUUUGUAUACGACUACAAAUAAGAGACUACAUUCUUUAUCUCUAAACUGCUAUGCUGUUUCAAACUAAAUACUGUCUGCUUCCAAUCCCAUUUUAAUCAUGAAUUGCACUCAUGCUGUUGUUGUUCUGUAGUUUUUGAUUCCAGCCAAAAGUCAUGCAAUACUGUGAUGCCGUGUUCCUGUUGUGCCAUGGGUGUAAGAGAUUGCUUUUGUUUUGUCAGGUUGUUUCAUUUUGUGCUUUAAGUUCCCAAAAAAAACGUGUGUGUGUGUGGGUUAGAUGCGUGAGCUGGCGGCUUUUGAAGUCAUUGCACUGAUAUAAAGUCAAACUGCCCUCUACACUACUUAAUAACUAACUAAUCUUGUAUCUACUCCCUGAUAUGAUCAUGUCUUUAGGCGGGAAAGGUGUUGUCCUCCCAAGUUAUUUCUCUCGGUGGUAAUGUCAUUGUCAGAUCAACCCAUACAGGGGACUACUCCAUGAAGUAGGGUGGUAUGGCUGCAGCCUAGGGGCCCCCACCUGCCAGGGGGCCCCUGAUUGGCCAGAAGUGAAAAAAAUGCAGAAUUUUGCCCUCAAUUCCUAGCUCGUAAUUAUGACAUUUUCUAUGUAAUUUUCCCCCACAACAACCUGUAGCCUAGGGGCCCCGNGCAAUGUUAAUUCGGCCCUGCAUACAGGGGACUACUCCAUGAAGUAGGCUGUGCUCCGCAAUUAGGAGAUCUGUAGCAAAGAAUCGUAUUGGAGAGAAAGAUACUUCAGGCUCGUUCUUUUCCGGUAUCCAUGUGAUGUCGGGUGAACGCCCCUUUAGGGGACCUUUGGUUAGGAGACCUUCGGAGGUUGAGAAUAAAUGGAGUUCACUUUGCACAAAAGGUGCGCUACCACCAUCUACAGCGCUAACGCCACAAAAAGAGAAGAAGAAGGAGGGGACAACGCCCCCUUAGGAGACCGAAUUUGAGCACACUCCUUCGCAUUGGAUGGGCGGAGUUUGCAAUAUCUUUCUUUCCUAUACGAUUCUUUGCCUGUAGCAUAGUAAACAAGACCAAAUCCUAUCAGCACAAUGUUUUUUCGCCUGGGGGGUCGGUCUAACUUCGCACCAUAGGGGGAUAAUUACAACAGGGCCAUGAAUGUAGCCUGGUUCAGUCCUCUACUUACAAAGGCUCCGUCUAGUUUUGUAUCUGUGUAGCGAGCUGUUUGGGUGCGCAUAGUGUAACGGAGGCCAACUAGCAGAAUGUGGCGUGGAACAUUCGUAAACCGCCCUCCUGAAGCCUCAUAAAGCACUGAGCUGUGCCUCCCAUGCUCGAACUAGAGUGUUGAAAAGGAGGUAGCAGGUUCAAGAAGGUCUCCUAAAGGGGCGUUCACCCGACAUGAAGUGGAUACCAGAAAAGAACUACAAUGACGAACUACAAUGGCGAUUUCUGCUAUACAUUUCCUAUUGUAAACUGGAUAACCAGUCUGGGAGACCUACACAGCGCUUACUGCUAUGCAGGAUGAUAAAGCCAGAGGAGCUUCGCUGUGAGCUUUGUGACUCGCAUUUUGAAAAUCAAUGUGAUUCCUCCCGUCCUUUCCUCUGACCUGGUGAGACGAGCUGCCAUGGUCAAUUAUCAAGGUUUUGAACCUCAGAAGUCUUUUAUUUAACAAAGAGAGAUAUCCUCCGCGCUCCUGCACUUCACAAUCUGGUGCGUCUCGGGAAAGGACUUGGUAAAUGCAGGGGAAGAAAGGAGUCACCGGAGCAUCUUCAGAUGUGGAAAAUAACAUGUUUUAUUGGGCAAGCGCCAAGACUAACGUUUCGACGUUCACACGUCUUCUUCAGAGUCAAUCGGUGACUCCUUUCUUCCCCCCUUUUAUUUAGCAGUUUGCAGCUUUUUGAAGCUUCAUAGUGUUCAGUUUGUAGAGGAAUUGUGCAACACUGCUUCUUUACGGUUUCGCCACUUUUGGCAUUUUUGGCUUGCUGACGUUUUGGGUACUAAGCCUUAAUUUCACUCGGGCAAGAGGCUAAAGGCAAGGACGGAACGGAAGGGAUGACACUAGUGUUGCCAGAUUAGGCGAAAAAAAUGCCAUUUGGUGUUUUUUUCUGCAGUUUUAUGCCCAUAGAAAUCAGAGCAAUUUGUUGAAAUUGGGUGGAAUUUAGAGCAUUUUUUGCGGUUUUUGAGAACCUUUUGGGCGGGAUGUGAUCUGACACAUCUGGCAACACUGGAUGACACUGGUUUGUUGCCACUCUCAGGCCUGGACUUGCCUGGUUAACAGCAGACGAUCUCACAAGUGACGGAGUCUGGAGGCUACCUAUGCAAUUUCUCGUAGGAAAGGUGUGGUUUACGAUUGCCCCCUGGCCAUUUAUUGGCCGUUACGAAUGUGUCAUUUGGCAUAUACGUAGCCCAUAGCCAUUCAUGUCAGCUGUAUCUAUCAAACUGCAGUCAUGUACUGGACUAGUAAUCUGGACUGGUAAUCUGGCAUAUAGGGCAUUCCCCAGUGGGCAGAUAGUCGUCAGGUGCCGAUUUUAUUUGGAAUUUUGUAUUUCCUUACAGACUGGCCCCCGGUUUAGAGGGGGACAGAUAUAAAUGCCCAAGCCUUUUAUGGUCAAUCUGGUCUCUCUGACUUACUCAUCUGAGCAUCUACUUCUAACCCCUGUCCUGAUGUAUGCUGCAAUCCAAAAUGCAUUAUUAGUAUUACCAAAAUGGGAGCCCUUACACAGCACUCCUCUUCUAUGCAUCCAAACUACUGAGUAUUUGAGCACUUUAAAGAAAAAAAAAACUUUCAUUUUUUUGUUACUGCUUUUUAAUGUUUAACUUUAAUUACAUUGCAGUUGUGAUCUCUUUUUUCAGAUUGUUUUCCAAAGAAAUAUAUGGUGAAUUCAGGUAAAUUGGGCCACUUUUUUGCAUUUAAGUGAAUGGCCCGAUUUACCUGAAUUCACCUAUUGCUUAAGUAUGCAACUGCUGCUGCUCUGAAAGGAGUUUUGCCAAUGCCAUCUGUUCUUAUGUUAUGCCAUUUUUUUCUUAUGUUCAUGUUUUGUGUUAAGAUAAAAUAAGAGCAUAACGAUGAACAUUUUGUUUUCCCUUGUAUAAAGAACAACCUGUGAUUUAUUAUUGAAUUCAUUUGCAAUAAACAACUGAAAGCAUUGCAGCUAUA